This is a messenger RNA of Aedes aegypti (yellow fever mosquito), 1367 nucleotides long. RefSeq names its product SWI/SNF-related matrix-associated actin-dependent regulator of chromatin subfamily B member 1 (gene Snr1). Bases 154 to 1263 code for a protein of 369 amino acids. Lineage: Eukaryota; Metazoa; Arthropoda; Insecta; Diptera; Culicidae. The record is from RefSeq and is a predicted model, not a curated record. Gene Ontology annotation, cellular component: nuclear chromosome; nucleus. Gene Ontology annotation, molecular function: transcription coregulator activity. Gene Ontology annotation, biological process: regulation of transcription by RNA polymerase II; chromatin remodeling. The transcript is spliced from 3 exons.
CGAAAAUUUGACAGAUCAUCAAAUCGUUCUGUCAGUCGUCGGUCUUUUAGGUGACGCUACUUUUGUGUGAUUUGGAAAAACUUGCAAAUUUACUCAGUUUUCUUCAUUAAACUAGUUAAACUCAGUGCAAAAUCGAAUAACUACAUCAACAAGAUGUCUCUGAAAACAUACGGCGACAGGCCGGUCAGCUUCCAGCUGGAGGAAGGCGGUGAAUAUUUUUGCAUCGGCUCCGAGGUGGGAAACUAUCUCCGUUUGUUCCGAGGGUUGCUAUAUAAGAAGUAUCCGGGGAUGAUGCGUAAAACCCUUUCACCGGAAGAACGCAAAACACUGCUCGAGAUUGGCAUCAGCAACCAGUUCUUGGCCAGUUCGGUGUCGCUGCUGAGGGCAUCGGAAGUGCAGGACAUUUUGGAUGGUAAUGACGAGAAGUACAAAGCGGUUUCGGUGACCACCACGGAACCGCCUGCUCCACGCGAGAGCAAAUCCAGCAAGAAGCAACCCCCGUGGGUUCCGACCAUGCCCAAUUCUAGCCACCUGGAUGCGGUUCCGCAAGCGACGCCCAUCAAUAGGAACCGGGUCCACAACAAGAAGAUUCGCACCUUCCCAAUGUGCUUUGACGAUACGGAUCCUACGUUGAACAUUGAGAAUGCUGCCCAGGCUGAGGUUUUGGUUCCUAUUCGCUUGGAUAUGGAAAUCGAAGGGCAAAAGUUGCGCGAUACGUUCACUUGGAACCGUAACGAAUCCAUGAUCACUCCGGAGCAGUUCGCGGAGGUUCUAUGCGAUGAUUUAGAUUUGAAUCCAACGCCGUUUGUGCCCGCAAUUGCAGCCGCCAUCAGACAGCAAAUUGAGGCUUACCCGAGUGAGCCGAUAGUCCUGGAAGAGGGAUCCGACCAGCGAGUGCUGGUCAAGUUGAAUAUCCACGUCGGGAACACCUCAUUGGUAGACCAGGUCGAGUGGGACAUGGCCCAGAAGGACAAUAAUCCGGAAGACUUCGCCAUUAAACUGUGUGCCGAGCUGGGACUGGGCGGGGAAUUUGUCACGGCAAUCUCCUACUCCAUAAGAGGGCAACUUUCAUGGCAUCAGCGCACCUAUGCCUUUAGCGAGGCCCCUCUGGCCACGGUCGAGGUACCAUUCAGAACUCCGAGCGAUGCCGACCAGUGGGCACCAUUCCUAGAGACGCUGACCGACGCCGAGAUGGAGAAGAAGAUUCGCGACCAGGACAGAAACACACGACGAAUGCGCCGAUUGGCCAAUACUUAUACGUAGACGUAGGGAUCUGAAUCUGGGAGGCUUCGAUGUCUUGAAGAACUUUAGAUUUAAGCUAGCAUUUUAAGGUAAGUGUCGUCAAAAUAUAGUAUCCACAAAGGAAA